Molecule: messenger RNA, 4145 nt
Organism: Drosophila rhopaloa
Lineage: Eukaryota; Metazoa; Arthropoda; Insecta; Diptera; Drosophilidae
Gene: dati
Product: zinc finger protein 646
Exons: 10
Coding region: 382-3798 (1138 amino acids)
Biological process (GO): regulation of transcription by RNA polymerase II
Cellular component (GO): nucleus
Molecular function (GO): RNA polymerase II cis-regulatory region sequence-specific DNA binding; DNA-binding transcription factor activity, RNA polymerase II-specific
Source: RefSeq, a predicted model, not a curated record
AAAUCCAAAUAGAGACUUAAUCUGUCUAGCUCCAUGACGGUACAGAGAGGGGGUACUGUAAUUUUGAGAGUUACACCGAAAAUAGGCGAUUAAUGACUUUUCGUAACGAAUAUAUCGCGACACCGUAACGUGUGCCUUAUUCCGGCCUUAUGUUUAAAUGACUUUCAAUAACACAUCAAAAAUAAUUUAAAUCAAACCAUAACCUAUUAACUAUAAGAAAAGCCACUUGUAAAAAGUAAUUUAUAAGGAAAUUACCAGGUGCUCGUGGAACGUUAACCAUUCGAUUUGCAUGCUCCUCAUCAUCUUCAGCGACGUUGCUACCGUCUUCGUACUACAAUCACAAGAGAGGAUCUAUGUUUAUCUCUGAGGAAGUGACAUGAUAUGAAAUUAAGAUGCUUUAGCCAGGCCCAAACCAUUCGCAGUUGGCAGCCCAGAUCUGAGUGCAGGAUCGAAAGCAAAGGUCGGACCGAUCGGCCAGUCCCAGUUACCUGGGAAAAACGUAUUGGCCGCCUCCCGGAGAACUUGCUUCGAAUGUUUAAGAUGGACGCCGCGGACUUCUGGCAGCAGGCGCGAGCCCCAUUCGGCCUGCAAACGACGCUUCAUCAGUACAACUCGCCCCCGAACCAACAGCAAGCUGCCCAUCACACCCUGCACCACUCCAUGCCGCAGGAGCACGAGCUCCUGGCCGACGUCCACCCAGGAGGCCCAGUCCCCGGCUCCGGUCCAGUGAACAGCAGCAACCCCCUCGCCCCGCUGAGCAACAAGGUCGAGUCCAGCCACAUCCUGCAGCAGCACUCGGAGCAGCAGUCCUACGGCGACUCCUUCCGGGGCACGCAGUCGCCCCAGCUGAGCAGCCAUCACCUGCUGUUCAACGCGGCCGCAGCAGCCGCCGCGGCUGCCCACCUCAAGUCCACGGCCAUGCAAAACAACCUCUCCCCGAUGGGAGACCAGGCGCAGGGGGCCCUCCGCACCUACGGCCACAGCUCCCUGAACGCCCUCUGCGGGAUCAAGCCCAAGCAGGAAAUGGACGCCAAGCCACUGGACGACGGCCGCCAGCCGCUGGCGCAGGCGCAGGCGCAGCCCCAGCCCUCCUACGCCGGGGACUUCUACGACGUGGGCGAGGCGCCUGCGACGGAGGCCGCCGAAGCCGAGGGCCGUGUCCUGGCCAUGGGAUCCGCCGACGAGUCCUUGUCCACUCCGCAGGCCCAGCAGCAGGCGAUGGGAGGAAGGGGCCUGCAGACGCCGCAGGGAAAGCCAAUGUCCCCGCGGAUAGGUGGCAGUUCGAGCUCGGGAACAGGAACAGGAACGGGAACGGGAGCAGGACCCAGGCCUGGACCAACGAUGAGCAACAAGACCUUGUCGCUGGGCCAGCAGUCUCCUCAGCACUCCUCGACGCCUUCCGGCGGCAGCACGACGCCCGACAUUAAAUUCAACAACGACAAAAUGGCCAGUGAAAUUCAGCUUCAGCUUUCCCGGUCGAGCAGCGCAGCCGCGAUCAGUGAACGCACCCUUGAAGAAUGUUGGUCAACCCUGCAACGACUCUUCAUGCACAAAAGCGCGAUGCAGCAAAUACAGCAGCAGAUUCCCCGCGUCGGCCUAGGAACCCACGGCGUGGCCGGCUCGGCCGCCUUGGGCGGCAGCAUCACGCCUGGCUCGGACACCAAGCCGCACCAGUGCCAGCAGUGCAUGAAGAGCUUCUCCAGUAACCACCAGCUCGUGCAGCACAUCCGCGUGCACACCGGAGAGAAGCCCUACAAGUGCUCCUACUGUGAUCGUAGAUUUAAGCAGCUGUCGCAUGUCCAGCAGCACACGCGCUUGCACACAGGAGAAAGACCCUACAAAUGCCACUUGCCAGACUGCGGUCGAGCGUUCAUACAGCUCUCGAACCUGCAGCAACAUCUACGAAACCACGACGCUCAGGUGGAACGUGCGAAAAAUCGUCCGUUCCACUGCAACAUUUGUGGAAAGGGAUUCGCCACAGAGUCCAGCCUGCGCACACACACAUCGAAAGAGCUACAGCUGCAUCUUGGUGUCUUGCAGCAGCACGCCGCACUAAUAGGUGGUCCAAACGCCACGUCUUGUCCUGUGUGCCAUAAACUCUUCCUCGGCACCGAGGCUCUUGUGGACCACAUGAAGCACGUGCAUAAGGAAAAGAGCCCUACUCCCAGUGGACCAGCCUCAUCUCAAUUUAGCGAGCUAAAUCAAGGAGCUACGGGCAGUGGUAACGGAAAUGGAACUGGAAUUGGCAACGAACAGAUCUCUACACAGUGCACAUCUGAGUCAAACUGCGCACAAAGCUCCCAUCAGGCAACUACUGGAGGCUCCAACUUAAUAGACAGCUAUUUAGGCAAACGAAGAACAGCCAACCAUCCCUGUCCAGUGUGCGGCAAACAUUAUGUCAACGAGGGAUCUCUAAGAAAACAUCUACAAUGCCACGCCGAGACCUCCCAGCUUACAAACAGCCUGCGAAUGUGGCCUUGUAGUGUUUGCCAGGCAGUCUUUACUCAUGAAAAUGGCCUUCUUACUCACAUGGAGUCAAUGCGCAUGGAUCCGAAACAUCAAUUUGCGGCUCAGUACGUUUUGUCUCGAGCGGCUGCAGAACAGCGAGAGCGCGAGUCCCUUUUAGCGGUAACCUUAGCUGCCAACAGUGGCACUGGCGGCAGAAUUGGAAUUCCAGAUGCCGGGAUCGUCCUACCUUUAGGGACUCACAACUCGGAGGGAUCCAACUCAAAGUGCCCAUCCCCUUCGGCAAACUCCGAAUGCUCUUCCAAUGGACGUCUUACUUCGUCGACGACGUCUGAUCAAGACCAGGACAUCGAUCAUGGCUUGAGUGAGAAUGAGAAUAGCAACCAGCACAACACCAGCAGCAGUACCAACAACAACAACAAUUGCACAAACAACAACAACUCCAACAAAAUGAGCGAGUUGCGACUUCCGAGCUCAGGUCAAUACACGAUGGACACGGAUAUGCACGUCGCCAACAGGAUGUCGUUGAUGGCCGCGGCUGCGGCGGCCGUUGCUGCAUCACGACCCCAGGACGGAGUCGACAAUUCAGCAGUUCCGAGCGCUGCGGUUCAAGCCGCUGUGGUUAAUCUGGCCGCUGCCAUGCGGAUGAACAAUCCCAGCAACGGCCCUACAGCCUACCAACAGCAUCAUGGCGAUCAUACUCAGUCGCAUCAUUCACAUCCGCACUUAAACCCCCAUCAUCAUCAACAGCAGCAGGCUCCUCAACACCAGCAGCAACAAUUGUCCCAUUUGCUGGUGCAUACCCACCACAGCAACAGCAACUCCCGCUCACAACGGUCGCCAAAUUUAAAUGUACCAAGUUUGCAAAACGAAUCAUCUGCCGCCGCAUCGAUUGCAAUGAACAUGAACGUGCAUAUGAUGCGCGGUUCCCUUGAGCCAGACCCGUGUGUGGGUGGAAUGCGUCCAAUAGAAGUUCUCCACCAACAACAGCAGCAGCACCACCACCACCAGUCGUCCAACUAUUCACAGCAUGCGGUGGCCCCCACCACCCAGCAGGCGCAUCCGCACCCCCAUGCGCUUCACACAUCCCACCACCAUCCGGAUCCGGAGACAGCGCUCCGCAUGCACCAGGCUGAAGCGAUCUUGCGCUCCCACACCGAAGCAGCGUUCCGAUUGGCCACCGGCACUAUUCCCGGCUCUGGAGUAAAGAGCGAGGCGGAUCAGCAGCAGCUUAGUAGCCACGACAAUGGUAGUGGCACUGCCAGCAGCAAUGACCAACAGCAUCGAUUCCACUCGCAUCAGCAAGAGCACCAACUGCCAUCGAGCUCGUGAAGUUUGGUAAUGGAAUCCGGUAGGGCAGGUGUGGAUUGAUGUUGGAGAUACAAAAUCAAGUACAACGAUUUCCCUAUUGCGUCGAUUUCAGUUGAAACUAUAGGAUUUAAUACAUAUAAAUGCGUAAGCCUCUAUAAAUAAAUUAAUUUAUGGAAAAGGCGUUGAUGUAAAUGAGAUUAUGUUUGUAUGUAAGUUUAAAUAUACAACUACGCUCUAAGUUAUAAAAACGAUCCCAUUCAUUGUGCAAUAUUAUAAACUAACGUCAAUGUCGGCAGAUAAAUAUAUGUAAAAACUUUCGUGUUAUGUUUACGUUUAUUAUAAGAGUAAAGACAAAAGCGCGAAAAUCA